UAGUACAGAUCCAAAAGCAAGCUGUGCAGACAUCUUGUGCAACAAUCUAAAUUCCAAAGCAGAUGAUGUCACCUAUCUAUGCCCUAUAAAUGGAGCAUUGUUUCACAUGUAUCUGAGCAAUUUAUCUGCACGAAUACCCCGUGCUACCAGAAUGGCUGUCUCAGUACUUCGCCUGACAGUUGUCCUGGGACUGCUUGUCUUAAUCCUGACCUGCUAUGCAGACAACAAACCAGACAAGCCAGACGACAAGCCAGAUGACUUGGGCAAAGACCCAAAGCCAGACUUCCCCAAAUUCCUAAGCCUCCUGGGCACAGAGAUCAUUGAGAAUGCAGUCGAGUUCAUCCUCCGCUCCAUGUCCAGGAGCACGUAAGCACUGAGAAAAACGUUGCUUUUUGUCCAGUUCUCUGUUGAUAAUGACCACACAAUGACCACAUGGCAUUAAAAUAUAUGAGAAACAAAA
Gorilla gorilla gorilla (western lowland gorilla) is the source of this 460-nucleotide messenger RNA. It is a transcript of the gene C4H5orf46, whose product is annotated as chromosome 4 C5orf46 homolog. The coding region runs from base 107 to 370 and encodes 87 amino acids. The transcript has 2 exons. The record is from RefSeq and is a predicted model, not a curated record. Lineage: Eukaryota; Metazoa; Chordata; Mammalia; Primates; Hominidae.